AUGGCCGUCAUGAACCCGCCGUUCAUGAAUUUCUGCUUCCCGGGCUGCGUGACGGAGUACGACGUGGACAAAAGUCCGGACGGGGGUCUCCUGGGCGAGGCAGAGAAGGAGGAGGACUACAGGGAGACCACCAGGGAGCUCCUGAGCUUCAUGGACUCAGCUUCUAGCAACAUCAAGCUGGCCUUGGACAAGCCGGUCAAGUCCAAGAGGAAAGUCAACCAUCGCAAGUACCUACAGAAGCAGAUCAAGAGGUGCACCGGCAUCCUCUCCCCCGACGCGGCGGGCAAGGGCCCAGGGUCCUCCGCCCAGCCGGCAGGCCAAAGCAAGACCCUCCCCAAGCGCGAAGGUGUCCAGGCCAGCAUGCAGAGCCGCAGCCUGGCCGCGCUCUUCGGCCCUGCCAAGGACGCCAAGAAGCCGCCCCUGCGCCAUCGCAACCUGCCGCCCUCCUUCUUCACAGAGCCCGCCAACUGCUCCACCGUGGCCCCCGCCUUGUCGGGGAUGUCGUUGAGGGACCUGGAGCGCUCCAACCCGGAGGCCGCCGACUUCUUCGAGCUGCUGGGACCAGACUACGGCAACGUGUCGGCCGAGCAAGAACUCUUCCAGCCCGCACGGGGGCAGACGGACGUGGCGGGCCUGGAGCUGGCCGCUCACGACGCCCACCACUUCGCCGGGGGUCUCGUGUACUCGGAGCCGUGGACUAGCUGCUCGCCUCCGCUCGCCAGGAAGCUCCCGGAGAGCCUGCGGACGGCCGCCGCCCAGCCUGCGCUCUACUGCCACCCGGAGGCCGCAGCCGUGGACGACAACGCGCUGUGCUCAUUGGCCUUCUCCAACUUCUUCGCGGAAUGUUCCAUACCUCACUUCGACGACUACAGCAGGACCACGUACUCAUCGCUAUGACGCCACUAUUCUUUAUCGCUACGUAACAAGAACGACGACGGACCAGCCAGGACCAUUCGCUAAUGUAGCGUUAGCAUUAGCACCGGUGCUAGAGUUGUACAAAAUGUUUAUUUAAAAAAAGAUGUAACACAAAUGUUAGCAUGAGCGUUCAGUAGCUACAGAACAAGUGUUUUGUACUGCUGCUUGAACGUUUUCCACGUGUUCUAACACUGAAGAUGAAACCGUGACUGACGGAUGUUGCCAAUGCAAAGUUACAAAAUAAAAGUCGUGGUCGUUCUGACAACGCUCUCGAGGCGGCGACAUUUCUCAUUUUUAUCGCCUUCAAACUUCAUGACGGAUGCUGAGAUUUAGCGCUAAAAUGUUUUUUUUUAUCUGUGCA
Messenger RNA from Nerophis lumbriciformis (worm pipefish), 1276 nucleotides. The record is from RefSeq and is a predicted model, not a curated record. NCBI's taxonomy places the organism in Eukaryota, Metazoa, Chordata, Actinopteri, Syngnathiformes, Syngnathidae.